GUAACUGCAUGCUGGUCUGGCUGUGGUAGAAAGAAGGUGAGAGAGAGAGCUAGAGGAAUAAAGUGCUCCGCCAGGAUCUUAUAGGAGUCCUCUUGCCUUCCUCACCUUUCUUUUCUUUUUGUAAUUUUUUUGCUUCCUGCUUGUGUCCACCUUAUUUGGGGAGGCCCUGGAGAGGAAACACAAUGGAGCGAAGAGCCUGUGGCAACUGGGCCGUUGUAUUGCUGAGAGGGGGAUGGGGUAGAGAGAGGACCGGUUCACACAGCUAACACAGCCUCCUGGCUGUAGGUUUCCAACAGCCUUUCCUCCUUUCCUCCUGGGCACAGAGUUUCCAGGCUGGGGCCUUUUUGCCUGGAACAACUACCCUUAAACUCUACUCGGACCACAUUAUUCAUUGUGAUUAUUCACUCUGUGGGAUUUAAGGAUGCAUACUGGAGUCUGAGGAAUAAAUCUCUCUGUUUCUGAAAGAGAGAAAAGGAAAAACUUUGUUCAGUGUAAUUCUUUGUUCCCCUUUCGGUUUUUUUAUUUCUGUUUCUGUUUCGUGGAGUUCAUGAAUGGAUUACAAGAUGCAUGCCAAGUCAAACGAUUUGCUGGAUUUCCAAAAACUGGAUGCCCUUCUGGAAAAAAUUGCACACUCAGUCUCUGUGAAAAGAGAGUCCAGUGAGGAGUGCAAUGGGAUCAACGGUGCUCUGUCAGUGGAGUCUGUCCCAGGGCCAAGACUGAACUGGUGUCCUGUGAACACCAGCACCCCUGCCCCUGCUCCAGCUCCAGCUCCAGCUUCUGCACCAGGGCCCGGGCCCAUGUUCAACUCCGUCAGAAUGGGGGACGGCCUGGAUACAGCACAGAUGUCGGGCAGCGGCAGCCAGGGGCAGGCCCUGUACGGCGCCAAUCCUCCACCUCCAGAAUACAUCAACGCCAACAGGCCAAAGCGCCAGACCAAUCAGCUGCAGUACCUACUCAAAGUGGUGGUGAAAACCCUGUGGAAGCACCAGUUUGCCUGGCCUUUUCAUGCACCAGUGGAUGCAAUUAAACUUGGCCUGCCUGACUACUACACAAUAAUCAAAAUUCCUAUGGACAUGGGAACAAUCAAGAAAAGGCUUGAGAACAGUUACUACUUGAAUGCCCAAGAAUGUAUUCAAGACUUCAACACAAUGUUUACCAACUGCUACAUAUACAACAAGCCUGGAGAUGACAUAGUAUUAAUGGCUGAGGCUCUCGAGAAGGCUUUCCUCCAAAAGGUCUCAGAAAUGCCUCAGGAAGAAACAGAGAUUGUUGUCAUGACAGGAAAGGGACGUGGCAGGGGUCGGAGAGAACCAGGUACCGUUCCAGGUCUUAACUUGAAACCAGGGGCCAUCAUCGACUCCUUAUCAACAACUCCUCAAACACGUGGUCUGUCAAACCUCUCAGCAGCCCCUCAGCCUCGAGCACCGGUGCAGGGCCCGCCAUCACUACCUCCCCAGCCUUUGAUGCAGGCCCUGCCAACCCAUGUAGCCCCAACGUUACCCAGCCACGCGCCGCAGCUCGGAGCACCGUACUCCCUGGCUCAGUCCGACUGUGCUCCUCAACUUCCUACCAUGACUUCUGUGCCUCUCCCUGCUCAGACUUCUCUUCCCCCUGUGUCCAUCCAGAGCACUCCCCCCAUGUUGCAGACCCCUAUAACAAUGACCAAACAAAGAAAGAGCCAAAAAAGGAAAGCAGACACUACAACACCUACAGCAAAUGAUCAGCUGAGUGAGUCUUCGCCAGCAGAGUCCAAGUCUGGGAAGACGCUACCCAGGCGAGAGAGCGUGCGACCCACAAAACUGAUCAAGAAAGAUGCUCCAGACUCUCAGCAUCACAUAAGCAUUGGGCCAGGACUUGGCGGACCAAGUGGAGGUCUUAGCCCCAAGCCUCAGGAUCAGUUGGGUUAUUGUGCUGGCCUAGUACGAGAUAUGCUGUCCAAGAAGCACGCUGCUUACGCCUGGCCGUUCUACAAACCCGUCGACGUGGACACACUGGGACUGCACGAUUAUCAUGAAAUCAUUAAACAUCCAAUGGACCUCAGCUCCAUCAAGGUCAAGUUGGAGAAUAGGCAAUACCGUGAACCGCAGGAGUUCGCCGCUGAUGUACGGUUAAUGUUUUCUAACUGCUACAAAUAUAAUCCACCAGACCAUGAAGUGGUUUCCAUGGCACGCAAAUUACAGGAUGUCUUUGAGAUGCGUUUUGCCAAGAUGCCGGAUGAACCUGAGGCCAAGCCUACAGUUUCAGCCCCUGCGCCUUUACUUCACCAUCCUGCCCCCGUUAAGCCUCAGCCUCCUUUGGCUCACGUUGCCUCAUCUUCAGACAGCUCCAGUGACUCGUCCUCUGAGUCCGAGUCUUCUACAGAUAACUCGGAGGAGGAACGAGCCCAGAGGCUGGCGGAGCUCCAGGAACAGCUGAAGGCUGUCCACGAGCAGCUGGCUGCCCUGUCUCAACCACAAACCAGUAAACCCAAGAGGAAAGAGAAGGAAAAGGAAAAGAAGGAAAAGAAGAAAGAAAAGCAUAAGAAGAAAGGCAGCAUGACUGGUCUUGUAGAUGAGAUCCAGGAUCCUACACCUAUAUUGCAGCUCUCUAAGAAAGCCAAGGCCCUUAACAAUAACAACAAAGAGAUUAAUACCAAGAAGAAAUCCAGUAAAAAGGAGGCGAUGAAAAGUAAUCAUCCUUCGAACGUGCAGCCAGUUCCCGGCCUUGAGGACGAUCUCGGAGCCGCCGGCUCAUCACUUCCAGGGGAGAAGUGCAAGCCUAUGACGUAUGAAGAGAAGAGGCAGCUAAGCCUGGACAUCAACAAGCUUCCAGGUGACAAGCUUGGCCGUGUGGUGCAUAUUAUUCAGUCCAGAGAGCCCUCGCUCAAAAACUCCAACCCUGACGAGAUUGAGAUCGACUUUGAGACGCUUAAGCCCUCCACUCUGCGUGAGCUGGAGAGAUAUGUGUCUUCCUGCCUCCGUAAGAAAAAGAAGUUUCCAGUUGAGAAGACCGUGGAGUCCAUGGCCACUUCAAAAAAGACCGGAUCUUCUUCAGAGAGCAGUGGCUCCAGCUCAGAUAGUGAAGCUGAGGGGCCAGGAAUAAUAAAACAGCAGAAAAAGAAAAGCCAGUCUGUGAAGGAGGGGAAGAAGACGCAUCCUCAAGUCCAGACCUGCCCUGCUCAGACUGGCCUUCAGCCUCAAGCCGUCGGUCCUCCAUCCGCCAAUCAGAUGAAGCAGCAGCAGCAACAUCAACCAUCUCCUGCCAGCUUCAUGGCUCCUCCCCCUGUUACUGCACUGGAGUCCUCCCAGUUGCUAGAGACUAGUUUCGACUCCCUGCCAGCGUUCGGUGGCAUGCUCAUGCCCCACAAUACAGGCAACUCAACAUCACCUCCACCUCCACAUCUAAACGCUCACUCUACCGGGCCAGUAUCCCCGGACACGCACCCCUUCCUCAACCAGCAUGCUGUCCUUCCAUCGCCAGCCCUGCAUAGCACCAUGCCCCAGCAACCUUCUCGGCCCAGUAACAAGGCAGCGCCUCUUCAUCCCAAACCCCCCCAGCAGCAACCAGCACCACCUCAGCAGCAACCGACUCUGCAGCUGCAGCAACAGCCGCAGCAGCAGCAGCAGCAGCUUCAACCCCAGCCCGUCCCCCCGCCGCAGCACCAGCUCUCCGCUCAGGUCCUCCACCCUCCUCAACCCCUGCACCAGCGGCCCCUGUCCCCCCCAACACUGACGCCUCAAGGCUUGCUGUCUUCCCAGCCUCCUCAAAUGUUGUUGGAGGAUGACGAAGAGCCGGGCUCUACAACACCUAUGAAUCAAGUGCAGUUAUACCUACAACAAUUGCAGCAAGCUCGUCAGCCGCAGCAGUCCAUGCAGUCGCUGCAGGCACAGGUUCAUCAGCAGCAACAGCAACAACUGCCGCCGCAGCAGCAGCAGACGCAGCCAGGACAGACUUCCCUCCUGCAGUCUGGCCAGGGACAAUCUCAGCUUUCCACUCAGACGUCGCUGCCUCCUCCCCAGCUCCCUGUUCAGUCUCAGGCUCCGCCACCGUCAUCACAUCAGGCCCUGCCUCCACAGAUACAACACAUACCCCUCCAUCAGGCACGGCACCUGCUGCACGCUCAACACCAACAGCAGCAAUCGCAGCAACAGCAACUGAACUAUCAGCAGGGUCCUGGACUCUCUGGUCAGUCGCAGGGGUCGCAACACAAGGUAUCCAUAUCCAGCAACAAAGCACAGCAGAUCAUCCAGCAGCAGCAGCAGCAAGAGCAGCCCUCCCCUCGUCCAACCAAAGCCGACCCGUACAACACAGCCCACAUGAGGGACAACCCAUCCCCUCUCAUGAUGCAUUCCCCACAACUUCCUCAGUAUCCACCCGUGUCUCACCAGUCUCCGCCUCACAACAUGCAGCCCAAAAAGCAGAGGGCCCCUGGAAACCAAGGUGCCAUAAAGGAAGAGAAACUUCCUCCAUCACCAGUAAUGAGAGAACAGUUUAAUCCUGCAGCGAGACCUGACCAUCUCAAACAUCCUGAAAACAAGCCUACUCAGCCAGGUCACGGCCAACAGAAUGUAAGGUCCAUUGACAGCUCGCGGCCUGUCAUCCGCUCUUCAGAACCCAGUGGGCCUCCCUCCUCCCUCCAAGAGAAGGACAAGUUUAAGCAUGAGCCCAAAACCCCCAUUGCCCCUAAAAAGGUACAGGAGGUGAAACUGAAGAAUAUGGGCUCGUGGGCCAGCCUAGCACAAAAGUCCACGUCUACGCCAUCCUCUGCAGUGAAAUCCUCGAGUGACAGUUUUGAGCAGUUCCGUCGUGCUGCUCGGGAGAAAGAAGAGAGGGAGAAAGCGCUGAAGGCCCAGGCUGAGCAGGCGGAGAAAGACAGGCUACGGAGAGAGCAGGACAAACUACGAGGUCGGGAUGAAGAGGACUUGAUGGAGCCGAGCAGAAGGGUGCACGAGGAGCCUCGCAGACGCCUCGAACCGCAGCACGUCCAAACGCCGUCGCAACCGCAGCAACAGCCGCAGCAGCAGGUGCAGCCGGAGCCCCAGCCGGCCGCGAUUCAGCAGCCUCCUCAACCCCCCACGCCGCCCCAGCCCUCCGCACAAAACCCACUCGACCAACAAAGGGAGCUCGCACGACGGCGAGAGCAGGAAAGGAGGAGGCGGGAAGCGAUGGCAGCGACUAUUGACAUGAAUCUCCAAAGUGAAUUAAUGGCUAUCUUUGAGGAGAACCUGUUUUGAGGAAAGGAACAAGUGAAACAUAAUUGCAACAAAACAAAACAAAAAAACAACAAAAGAGGAUGAUGUAAAGUUCCUUCUCCGUAAGAUCUGGCGCCCAUCCCUUAAGAGGAUCACAGACACUCUCCACAUCUGUGACGAGCCACGUUGAGAUUGAGUCAAAACUCUGGACAAGCAGUCACGGCUCACUUUUGCCUCACGAGACUGAGGAAGUCUCAUCGUUUCGGAUGUCAUUUCCUGGGAAUUUGCUUGUCGGAUAUCUCAAAAUGAGAGAAAAAGGACCUCUGCUGGCGUAGCCGGCUUUGUCCCAUGUGAUGCUCAUUCUGUGCGACUGACGCAGAGACCGCAGGAGUAACGGCGCCCCGGCGAUGAGGAAAAACGCUCUGAUGUACUGACGGACUGUGCAGAUGCAUUUUGAAACUGCCAGAUGUCGGAAAUGGUGAAGAAAAAAACUCUUAUUUUCUGUUUUGUUUAUUUUAAUUGAACACAUUUUUUUUCUUUUUUUUUUGUUGGGAGGGGGGUGUCAACUUCCAUACUGUAAAUCAUGUAUAUUUCUCAGCAGAGAAGUUAGUUUGCCUUACACCUCUUUCCUAAACAGACAAGUAUGUUCUAUGGCCUGCACACACGGACAAACAACAUUUACAGACAGGACCAGAAGCCGUGCAGACCCUUUUUUCAUCAUAUAGUAUCUACUGUAUAGAAGUAUUUUCUAAAACUACAAUAACUGUUUAUUUUGGAUCUUUCUUCUUUCCUCUUUAGCUCUUUGAAUCUUUACACCAACACACUCCACGACCACCACCACUGAUGCCAAACAACCUGAUAUCUUUAAAUUACUUGUCCUAAAACGGUAGAUAGAUAGUGGAAGAAUCCGGUGAAUAUAUGCAUUAUCAUAGCCAGUGAGUAUUUAUCGAAGACAGAAUCUGUUUUCAUCUUGCCUUGUACUUGUCAUUUAAAACUACAACGGAAACUGUUAGCAGAAGAGGGAGAGAGCCACUUGUUUCUCAGCUUUAGAUUUCACUACAAGUGUUGCCUCGUUAAUUGUAUUACACUUCUCGUUGCCCUGUUCACAGCGGUUACACUUCUGGCUCAGUUAAGCCUCUUUGCGUUCCUGUCGAGUGCUCUCUGAUCUGAUGUAGGAAGGGAAUAAGACAAACAUUUGUACUUGAAAAGGCUCGUUUAAAAAAAAAAAAAAAGCAAAUGGGACCAGACGGAGCUCUUAGUUUGCAUCAAAUCAUCUUCAAAUCUACAGAGGGCACACUGUUGACAGUACAAAGAGAAAAAAAUUCAAACGUCAAAAUGGAAAAUGAUGAAAUAACAAUUUUGAUUUAUAUCUGUUCUUGUUUGAUAAUAGUGGAUGUGAGUUCUAAUUCUGUUGAUGGAGAUCUUGUUGGAGCGGAGCUGGGCUGAUAUCGGAGCGUAUCUCGUCCACUCCACCCGUCUCUUAUAGUGUUUUUCUCCAGUGCCUGUAUCGUAUUGCAAUUCUUGUUGGCUUAUAUUACACUUGGAGGGGGGUUAGAAAGGGUCGCGUCGGCAGCGGGAGGUGUAAUAUUUGAAAGGGGAGGGAGGUUUUGAACGAUUUUGUGUUUUAAAAAAAAAAAAAGAAAAAAAAGGAAUUUACAAAAAAAAAAGAGGAAAAGACAGCAUUUUAUAUUUUACCCGUUGUCAAUAUUCGGAUUUUAAAUUUAGUUUUAGCUGGACUUCUAUGAGUGUACACACCUGACAACUACUUUUCAUUUUGUUCCAUCAGCAGAUUUUAAGUAGAUAUGUUUCAGCGUUGCCACACUAGCGUCUGAGUCUGAUUUGUGAGUGUGACUGUAAAUUUGGAUGACUGCGUGUGUGUUGGUUUUGUUAAAAAAAAAUUCAGUGUGGUGCAAGAAGGCAUGUUCCCGAUGUAGAUAAGCGUUCUGUUGAUGAGGAGUCUAAAAACAAGAGCAGUCCUUGAGGAGAACUCAUUUAGUGCUUCAUUUACCUUUACUUUCUAUGAAGUACACCAUGUAUGAAUAUAUAAUUUUAUUAUUAGAAGGGUUACAAAGACAUUCAUUCCUUUUUAGCCUUUUUUUUCUUAUCACAAUAACUUGGAAUAACGUGCCAUGGGUUCUCCAGAGAAUGUGCUGACCUGCAGCUCAGCCCAGAGUUUGCUUUAUUCAGGUAUUUUCUUUUUUUUUUUUGUUCGUUUGUUUUUGUUUCAUUUGUUCUGUUUUUGGGCUCAUGUUGAAACAUUUUCUUCAAUUUUUGUUUGGUAUGUGAGUGGUCUCUCGAGGUCUCUAAUUAAGUCUGUUAUGAUCAUUGAAUAAACUCAUCUCUUUUAUAGAAAAUAAAAAAUAAAUAAAUAAAA
Molecule: messenger RNA, 7545 nt
Organism: Cololabis saira (Pacific saury)
Lineage: Eukaryota; Metazoa; Chordata; Actinopteri; Beloniformes; Belonidae
Gene: brd4
Product: bromodomain containing 4
Exons: 19
Coding region: 552-5213 (1553 amino acids)
Biological process (GO): positive regulation of transcription elongation by RNA polymerase II; chromatin remodeling
Cellular component (GO): chromatin; nucleus
Source: RefSeq, a predicted model, not a curated record